This is a messenger RNA of Anopheles nili, 1848 nucleotides long. RefSeq lists its product as uncharacterized. Lineage: Eukaryota; Metazoa; Arthropoda; Insecta; Diptera; Culicidae. Gene Ontology annotation, molecular function: protein serine/threonine kinase activity; protein serine/threonine/tyrosine kinase activity; ATP binding. The transcript has 6 exons. The record is from RefSeq and is a predicted model, not a curated record. Gene Ontology annotation, cellular component: kinetochore; spindle; nucleus. Gene Ontology annotation, biological process: meiotic spindle assembly checkpoint signaling; mitotic spindle assembly checkpoint signaling; chromosome segregation. The coding region runs from base 1 to 1848 and encodes 615 amino acids.
AUGUACGAUCAAAGCAGGGAUAAGGAGUCUCCCGAAGAAACAUCUCCUCGACAUUUACGAUCUACAAGAAGUUUCCAACCAAAACGAGUCUCUGAACUACCUCCCUUGGAGUCCGACUCAGAAUCCGAUGGCGACGGAAAUUUAAAUUGUGCUAUUCUAAAUGAUUCCUUCCUACUGACUCCAUCAAAAGGAAUCGAUGAUGAAGAAAGCGUGGAUAAAAAAGAUUCAGCACCGGUUAGUCAUAUGGCUGAUGGUAUAUCCAAGUCGCGACUUAAGCUGGAGGACAAACUAGCUGCGUCGGAUAUUGCAACAGCCGACCAAAAAGCAGGAAAGCGACCUCCUCUAGUCGAACGCACGCAACUAGACACGAAGCUCACUCAUGAAUCUUCACCAACUAAAUCGUCCCGCAGUCACGAUUCCGGGUACAGUGCCAGUGGCACUAUCGACAUCGUCAACGAAUUAUCUCAUACCGCGCGCAAACCGUCGAAACUUUUGUCCUCAGUACCACAGAGCCCUGCUUGCAUGCAGACGAUACCGAAGGAUAUGGAACCCGAUAAAAGCCGUCACCAAUUUAUUACACCGAGAGAAAAGUUUCCUGGAAAUUUGCUUCGAGAAACCGGAUCCAAGAUGUUUACUUCCACAACAGUACGAAAAUCACGCAAUACAAUUGAAAAUGAGUUCAAAUCGCAAAAGGUGCUCUUUGCAACCCCCGUUGUGAUGCCUCGUCCACCAGUUAAUUUUCUGCCUGACGAUAGUCUCAACUACUCGUUGAUGAACACGCCCGGUGCCGUUCGAGCAUCGAAGCAUUUAUCUCCCAUUAAGGAACAGCAAAAAAUAUCGAAGCGGUCCACUAAGCAGCUUUUCGGUGGGCUCGAUGGCCCUGAAAUAGCCCCGACGAUCGAUGCUCCGGUAGCAAAUGUUCCAGUAGUUGACAACAGCGUAGAAUCAAUAGAACAACCAUUACAACCGAAAGAACGACCGAUUGUAAUCAACGGAAAAGAGUAUAUAGUCCUGAAAAAGCUUGGAUCCGGAGGAUCUAGUUCCGUCUUCCUUGCCAAGCAAGUGACUUCUGGGAUAGAGUGCGCUGUUAAGCUUGUUAACUUGAACGGCGAUGCAAACUUGGUUGAAGGAUAUCUCAACGAAACUAAAUUGCUCGCGAAAUUGCAAACAAAUGAAAAUGUUAUUGCCCUUUACGACUACGCUCAUAUUCCCGAGGCAGGCCAACUGUUCCUUGUGAUGGAAAAAGGUGAGUGCGAUCUGCACCGAAUUCUGCAGGGUUACACCGCGGACAUCCCUCUUUAUACGCUCAUGAGUAUUUGGUAUCAGAUGGUACAAUGCGUACACUACAUCCACGAGAAUAGUGUGAUUCAUCUGGACCUGAAACCGGCCAAUUUUCUUAUGAUCCGAGGUCGACUGAAGCUGAUCGAUUUUGGAAUCGCUAGCAAUAUUUCGUACGACUCAACCAGUAUUAUGAAGUUUUCCCAAGCUGGAACCUUCAACUAUAUCAGCCCCGAGGCUCUGAUUGAUACCUCAGGCGAGAUGAGCCCGGCCGGAUCACAGCCACGCAUUAAAAUGUCAAAGAAAUCGGAUAUCUGGUCGCUGGGUUGCAUUCUGUAUUUGUUGCUCUACAAACGGACACCGUUUGCUCAUAUAAAAAAUGUCUACACGAAGGUGAAUGCCAUCACAAAUCCCAACACGACAAUAGACUAUCCUCCGCUGGCUUCGUACUAUCCAGUCAUGCUGCUCGAUAUUUUAAAACGAUGCCUUCGUUAUGACGCCAAAUCUAGAGCUUCCACUGCAGAGUUGCUGGAAUAUCCGUACCAUAUGGUUAUUUCAAUCAACAAAUAA